CAGUGUCAAUGAAAAUUACCUAAAAUUUGGUUUUUCAAAAUAAUUUUAAUUUGUGUUACAAAUAAACGAAUUACUUGAAUGAGUGUUAUUUUAAUUACAACACAAUGAACUCUCUUAUCAAAGUCGCUCAGAGUUCAAACUUAUCGCAAUGGUCGCCAGUGUUUGCUUCCCAAUUUCACACGUCUUCUGCAUUGUGCCGAGUUGUGUCGGGGAAGUAUAGAAUUACCAAGAAGAGAGACCGUCCACUGACUUAUGAGAUGGCUAAUCCUCCGCAUUUCAUUGCUCAUCGGAAGACAUGGAACUCUUGGAAUACCUCAAGUUUAAAAGAUGGGUUAAGAAAGUCUGAAACGGCAGUUGAAGAUGAUUUCAUUAGAAGAUUUGUCAAUGGCACUUGGCAUGGGCUUGUAUGUAGUGAGAUUAUAAUAAAGCGCCAGUUCAACCACAUCCGUGUAGCUGCCAUUGUGCGCAGAGCAGUCUCACCCACUAAAAUGUACUUCCUCAUCGGCUACACAGAAGAGCUGCUGUCCAACUGGAUACAGAGCCCUGUGACCUUAGAGCUUCAAACAGUUGACAGUUACAAAGAUGUAGUAUUUAAGUAUAUUUAAGUUUUUGUUAAUAUUUAUGUAAUAUUAUAGUAUUAGUUUUAAAA
Pararge aegeria (speckled wood butterfly) is the source of this 649-nucleotide messenger RNA. It is a transcript of the gene mRpS24, whose product is annotated as 28S ribosomal protein S24, mitochondrial. The record is from RefSeq and is a predicted model, not a curated record. Lineage: Eukaryota; Metazoa; Arthropoda; Insecta; Lepidoptera; Nymphalidae. Gene Ontology annotation, cellular component: mitochondrion. The transcript is spliced from 4 exons. Gene Ontology annotation, biological process: translation. Bases 105 to 605 code for a protein of 166 amino acids.